UUUGUCAUGAGGGUUAACUGUUGGCAUUUAGGCAUUCAUAUAAAAGUUCAAGGCCGAGUCAAUCACGGGAGCAAAAUAUAUGGUAAGAACAUUUUAAGUUUUUAUUGUUAUUAUUCUUUUGUGAUAAGAGGUUAUGAGUUUAAAUAAUGAAAAUCUCUUUGCAAGGGCAGGGAAGAUUGUGUAUAAAUAUGAUUUUCCCUUAACUCUCAUAAAGCGUAGAGCCUCUUGUACGAGGCACCACCCUUUUUGUUCUUUCCAGGUGUUGUUUGGCUUCAGGUAGACUCUGAAUCUAUGUAUUAUUAGUUAAAGACUGUAACAUCGUUGUGAAGCACUGCCAGUCUUCGAUCAGAAUACACAACUCAAGAUGGAUGUGCAACUGUGCAAUUGUCAAUCAGAAAUAUCAUACACUAGUCGAGUUUUCUAGCGAUGCCAUUAGCUAUGAUUUUCUUAAAAUUUAUAGUUGUCACUACAAAAUAACAGAGACUACAUCUAAAAAUUAAAAUAACAAUUUUUGGUUCAGUUUUGAAGAUAAUAGUUCAGUUUUCAACCAAAUAAAUUAAAUUUAUAUCAAUUAAUGCAAAUAUCUUCAAGAUCUAGUAUAUUUAAAAAAUUGUUGCGACGUAUAAAUACCGCUAUAUAUAGUUAUAAGUACUUAAUUUUCUAAUUUUAGUUUUUGUUUGAUUGCUUGAUCUACCAAAAUUUAUAUUAAUCUGAUUGUUUUGGUCAAUUCAUUUAUUUCAGCUAAUAUGGUUAGAUUGAUUUUUUUUUUUUUUAAUUUGGUUCAAACUGAUUCUAUCAUCAGUUAAUUUAAUUAAUUUGUUUUAAUCUUCAAACACUUUCAUCACCAAUCAAGAUAAUUUCUCCCUUACUUGUUCCUUGUGGUUGUUCUAGGAAAAUAAUUGAAGUUUUCUUUGUUAUAUUUUUAUAGAUGAUAAUGGGCGGGAUGAAGAUACACUCUUCUAUUUAAAAAAUUACUCAAUUUUAUGUAUUCACUAUCUUGUACGUGGGAAAAUAUAAUUGGGCUUUGAUAUCACAUCGAUAUCCCAAAUUAUGUUGUAUAUUUUUUUCCUUGAUUACUGAUUAUGAUAACUAUAAACGAUGACUUGGUGUAGAAAGUAAGUUUUCAUCUGUUUGAUGCUUUCUAACUGGGGUGUUACACUUGCUAUAAACUGAUGGUUCCUUUAGUUGCUAGUUUGCUCUUUUUUUUUUUUUUUUUUCCUUAUGUAUAAAAAAAGGUCGUAUUUUGUCAAGUAAUUUCUGUUUAGUCGUAUUUUGUUAAAUUCUUGUAUAAUGAAUAUUAUCAAUAAUGUUAUUUUUAAAAAAAAUCAAACAACAAGAUCAUGAUGCUCUUUUUAGUGCAAUUUCCGGAAAAGAAAACCUGAAUUGUCCAAAACAUCAAUUUCCAUGUAAUAAAAAAACUACACAUAACUCAAGUCGUUGAGAACACAAGCGGCGACAUGUUUUCAUUUUGGGAGAGAAGAAGCACAAAACCCUGACGCCACAAGCAGACAAAGUAUCGAUCAAUUGAUUAGGCGAAGAGAUUGAUUUUGGAGAACAGGGAGAAGCGAUUGAUUGAAUUCAGAGAGCAGGUAGAAGUGAUUGAUUGAAUUGCAGAGAGAGAAAGAGAUGGGGAAGAAGAAGAAGAGAGCCUUGCUGAAAGUGUGGUGCUAUUACUGCGACAGAGAGUUUGAGGACGAGAAGAUACUGGUGCAGCACCAGAAAGCCAAGCACUUUAAGUGCCAUGUCUGCCUGAAGAAGCUUUCCACAGCCAGGGGCAUGGUCAUUCAUGUCCUCCAGGUUCACAAGGAGACUGUCUCCAAGGUGCCUAAUGCAAAACCUGGUAGAGAAUCAACUGACAUUGAAAUCUACGGGAUGCAACGGAUCCCACCUGAUAUCUUGGCAUCUCAUUAUGCGGAGGAAGAAGAUGAUGUUCCAUCAAAAUCAGCAAAACUGGAGGUUGCUUCAUCUGUCAUGCCAGGGUCAUUAGGCAUUGGCUUUCCUCCUCAGUCAACUUUAGGCUUGAUGCAGCCAGUUUACAAUCCUGGGUUAGCAAUGCCUCCUGCUGGUUGGCCGGCUCCUCCUCGGCCCCAACCUUGGCUCCUACGGCAUCCAGCUGUUUCAGUUCCUCCUGCACCAUUAGUUCAACAGCCUCUAUUUCCUGUACAGAAUGUGCGCCCACCUGCACCAUAUGCUGUACCAUCUGUACCUCAACCGACUUUUCCUGUCACUCUUCCAGGACUGCCCCAAGUUCCUCCCGCUCCUGUCUCACAACCAUUGUUUCCUUUUGUUGCCAAUAACAGUGUACCCGCCCAAAGUUCUCCAUUUUUUAAAGCUAUCCCCUCUGCAAGUAUCCUGUUAAGCUCUCCUGCUGCAUUCAAAAGGUCAUUUGAUGCCAACAACAAUGCUUCUUUGGCAAAUAAUUACCAGUUGCCUGGAAUUCAAGGUGGGGCAUCAGUCAAUUCACAUUGUUAUGCUUCUGGUCCAAGUACUGGUACUCCAUCAAUUGGACCUCCUCCUUUAAUUGCAAACAAAGCCCCUGCAUCCCAGCUAACUGCAAAUGAAGUCUAUUUUGUUUGGGAUGAUGAGGCAAUGUCAAUGGAGGAAAGAAGAAUGUCAUGGCUGAUGUAUCAGGUGCAUGAUGAAACUAGCCAGGUAAUUAGUUUUAUUUCCAAAGGAAAUGGAGCUGCUUUGUUCAUCUAAAGAGAUGGGUAGGUGUUAUAUUCCAUGUGUCAGAUUCAGUUGUUUACACGUUGUUACUUGUUGAUAAGGUACCAUUAUAUGUUUUUUCUCUAUUCACGUAAAAGGGGAAAAAAUAGACUUCUAAAAAUGAGUGAGCCUUCCCACACAUUGCUUUUGGCUUUCUACUCCAUUUAUUGACGGCCAUGUACCUUUUCCCCUCAUGGAAACUCGUACACCAUAUUAUUACCCAUCAAAGGUUCAUGUUGGUAUUUAUGUUUUUGCUGGUAGUUAGUAAUUACAAUACUGACAAGACAAGUUUGCUAUUAUGAACUGGAUAAUGCUCCAAUCUAGCAUUGUACUCCGUUAAUAAUAAUGUAUGUAUUAUGAAUUGGAUAAUGCUCCAAUCUAGCAUUGUACUCCGUUAAGAACCGUGUAUGUACUUCUUGGAUACGUUUACUUGAUUUACUGUUGUAUAUUCCUCUUAUGCCUGAGUUGAAGUCUAGGGAUAGUGUGGAGCAAGAACUUACUGAACAGAAAUUUUGUCCAUUGAUGUGGUCAAUUCAAAUAUUAUUUUUAUGACUGAACAAAUGAACAGUGAAUUCAAAUUUGACCCAGGUCAGCCUUUUUUGCAAGUCUGAUACCUCUUGUAUAGAAGUAAAAGCUAAAAUACAUGGUCUCUCCCUUCCAUCUUCUCUGUUGUAAUGUUUGCAUCACGGUUGUGUGUCUCCCAGAUGAGCUGAAUUGAUGCAGCCAUCGACGGAAGGAUAUUGGAGAGUGGGCUUGCUGGUCGGAUGGCUUUCUAGAUUGGCUUAUUGGGUCAUUUCUGCAUGUCUGCAACAUUUAUCCAGAUAUUUAAGGGUGGAAUCCGUUCAAGGAGAAGUCCUAUAUCUGUAACGUCCUGGCGAUGUCUUUGUCCUAGCUCUUGAUUUGUUUGUUUCAUUUUCUUAGAAGAAAUGGGUGUUGGCUCGGUUGCAUUCUUUCAACCAUUAGCCACCAGUCUGAUAUGGUGGGCCCAUCUAUCUUGGGAUCUUUGUAAUUUUGAGGAACUCUGUGAGGAUAUGGCAUUUGAGCUUGAACUAUACUGCUUGUGAGAAUUAUUUAUGAGCAUUUUAGAGUUUGAUGACACUUUGUUCUAUGCUUUCACUCCCAUUCGAGGGGAGAUAUGGUUUUAAGGUUUGUUAUUAGAAAUACUUAAAACAUUUGAAAUCAUUUGCAUUA
Molecule: messenger RNA, 3897 nt
Organism: Diospyros lotus (date-plum)
Lineage: Eukaryota; Viridiplantae; Streptophyta; Magnoliopsida; Ericales; Ebenaceae
Product: protein SUPPRESSOR OF FRI 4-like
Exons: 6
Coding region: 1627-2700 (357 amino acids)
Cellular component (GO): nucleus
Molecular function (GO): DNA binding
Source: RefSeq, a predicted model, not a curated record